AUGCCAGCCCAGCGCAUUAGGAACCAGCAGGAGCUGUCUUCAUCCGCACGGUUUCGGAGGCACCGUUUCAGGCGGGAUUGGACGCUGGGCGUUGCCCCAGCGAGUGGAUCGUGCAGGACCGUGGUGGCCAGACGGAAGCAGCAAACAAAGCCUGGCGCCACCCUCGCCUUCCUGGACACAAGACAGUAUGGGGUGCUCGCCACAGCCAGCCGGGUUGUGGGUGCCCAGCUGCCCAGCGCAGAGGCGGAGGUGCUGUUGUCCCAGCGGCAUUUCGCCCUAACAGACACUGAGACACGGUGUGAUCUGCCCACCCGCCAGGUCCUCUCUUCCUGUGGGAGCCGCUGGUCCACACCCUGGGCGUGGCAGACAGGAUGGCGCAGGGCAGGUACCCCACGUGAGCCUCGCCGUGCCCCGAAGACCUCCAGAUGGCGCCCACGUGCAGGGCUGAACGGGAGGGGAAGGCAGGCCCGGCACUGUCGCCUGUCCUCGGCUGGCACGUGGCAGGCCCUUCCGAGACCGACAGAUAACACUGCCUGUUAUCAGUCUGAACUGUCCCCUGAGCAUCGGCCGGACCGUCCUCGCCGUCCGCGGUCCUCGGAUUUCCCCGGGACAGGCUGUCGCCAGGACCCGCCCCGUCCACCUGGCGCCGUCCGCUGCGCCCUGCCGGGAUGUCCCUAAGCUGGGGCUGCCGCCUGGGCUCUGGCACGG
Messenger RNA from Chinchilla lanigera (long-tailed chinchilla), 708 nucleotides. RefSeq lists its product as uncharacterized. The transcript has 3 exons. Bases 1 to 678 code for a protein of 225 amino acids. Lineage: Eukaryota; Metazoa; Chordata; Mammalia; Rodentia; Chinchillidae. The record is from RefSeq and is a predicted model, not a curated record.